Molecule: messenger RNA, 957 nt
Organism: Ceutorhynchus assimilis (cabbage seed weevil)
Lineage: Eukaryota; Metazoa; Arthropoda; Insecta; Coleoptera; Curculionidae
Source: the annotation of a GenBank genome assembly
AUGAAACGCUCGAAGAAUUUCGGGGAACGUGAAACCAAAUUGCUGAUCGAGCUGUGGAGACGCUGCCACGUUCAGACGAACGAACGCCAGGCCCCGGUAAUGAGGCUGAUCGCUAACCACCUGCAAAGAUACGGAUUUUUUCGCACUCCGGAAGAACUUAAAACGAAAAUUCGAAAUUUGAAGUUUCGUUAUCGAAGAAUUAAAAAGAAUUUGUCAGGACACGAAAUCGGCACGGCUGACCUAGAUUGGCCCUAUUACAAGGAGAUGGAUGAUAUUUUCAGUGAGAAGAACGGUUCGAGGCAAAGUUUGGCUUGUGAAGAUAAUUUAUUGAUUGAGAAUAUGAUUGGAAAAAUCGAGGAUAUCGAUGCUACCACUGAUGAUGGAGAUGAUUGUAGUUCGAUUAGUGAUUGUAUGAAAAUCGAAUGCGAGGAACCCGAGCUCAUGCCCAUGCCGUCAACCAUCGUCCCCAUGGACGAAGACAAAAUUAUAGUCCCCUCGAUUGAAAUAGCUCCCAAAAUCGCCAAUGAACCAGUGGUAUCAACUACAUCAACUCAACCUUUGUCGAUGCCCAGGAUACAAAUAGCAAAAAAUUUGUUUGCAAAUCCAACCACCAAGCUAGUGAUGACGCCUGCUCCUAAACUACAAAAAGCCACAAUGAGUAACAAGAAAAGCAACACGCCUUUCCGCAAAAUUAGUGGAGCCAAUAAUAAUGACGAGGUUCCAAAUUUGCUCAAGGAGCUAUUAAAAGUUGAAAAGGAAAAACUAGAAAUUGCCAAAAAAAAGCUGAAAAUCGAACAGAAGACACUGGAAGUGGAACGUCAAAUGUUGGGAGCUCAACGUACACUUGGCUCCCAGCUUUUGAACAUGGUUACUGGCCUUCGUGAAUAUUUAUCAAAAGUAAUUUGUAGGCCAGUGUUUAAUUUUCGUUUGAUAAAAGUUGUAUUACAGAGUCAAUAA